This is a messenger RNA of Ilyonectria robusta, 1506 nucleotides long. RefSeq lists its product as uncharacterized. Lineage: Eukaryota; Fungi; Ascomycota; Sordariomycetes; Hypocreales; Nectriaceae. Gene Ontology annotation, molecular function: nucleotide binding. The coding region runs from base 1 to 1506 and encodes 501 amino acids. The record is from RefSeq and is a predicted model, not a curated record. The transcript has a single exon.
AUGUCAGAGCAUCCUCCGCGCUUCAUCAUCAUCGGAGCCGGCUCCAGAGGCAACCAUUACGCAAACGCCAUCGACACCGUCUCCAAUGGAGUCAUCGCCGCCGUCGCCGAGCCGCUGAAGUUCAAGCGCGAGACCCUCGGCCGGAAGCACAUCUGGGGGGACAGCAGCCCCGGCGAAGGCCAGUCCUUCACUGAUUGGCGCGACUUCCUUGAGUACGAGCAGGACCGUCGGCGACGGGCGGCUGCAAGCGAGGAGGGCGUCCCUGAGGGCGUCGACGGAGCAUUUGUCUGCGUCCUAGACGAGAUGCACCGCGAGGUCGUGGUCGGCCUCGGGCCGCUUGGGUUGCACAUCAUGUGCGAGAAGCCGCUUGCGUGCUCCCUUGAGGAAUGUCUCGAUAUGUACAAGGCGUUGCGGGCCUCGGAGUCGUCCAAGGUCUUCUCCAUUGGCCACGUGCUACGGUACAGCCCUCACAACAUAAUGCUGCGGAAGCUGCUGCUUGAGGACCGUAUCAUUGGCGAUAUCACCAGUGUUGUCCACACCGAGCCCAUUGGUUGGUGGCACUACACGCAUUCGUACGUCAGGGGCAACUGGCGAAACGAGAGGACGACGGCGCCGUCUCUUCUCACCAAGAGCUGUCAUGACAUCGACCUCCUACUUUGGCUGCUCUGCUCCCCAGAAAAGCCCGGCCAAGGGAAGCCGCAUCUCCCAGAAACAAUCUCCUCUUCGGGCAGCCUACAAUUCUUUAAGAAGAGCCGCAAGCCUGUCGCCGCCGGUACUGCGACCAACUGCAUGAAGUGCUCCCUGGGUGAUAAAGGCUGCAAGUUCUCUGCGAAGAACAUCUACCUCAACCCCAAGUUACAGGGGCUCCAGGGUGAUACGGUGUGGCCCAUCAACGUCGUUGUCCACGACAUUGAAGACUAUCCUACCCAAACAGCUCGGGAGGUCGUCCUGUCCAAGGCACUGGAAGAUGACUACGACGACUCGAUGCCCAAGUCAGAAGUCGAGGCGCGGAAUUGGUUUGGUCGCUGUGUCUUCGAGGCCGACAACAACGUCUGCGAUGAGCAAUUCGUCACCAUCACCUGGCCCGAGUCGACCAGGCCGGCCAAGAUGGCCACCUUCCACAUGGUAGCGCAGACGAAGAAGAUCUGCCAACGGUUCUCCAACAUCUACGGCGAGCACGGCGAGAUCUACGCCGACUCGCGCACCAUUGUGGUCGAGGACUUCAACACGGGCGAGACCAAGAAGUUCUACCCGCGCGUGGAGGACCUGGGCCACGGCGGCGGCGAUUUGGGCCUGACGCAGCAGUUUGUGCUGGCCUGCGACCGCGUUAAGAACCACGGCUGGGAAGCGCCCCGCGCGCAGAACGAGUUCAUCGGGUGCACGCUGGAGGAGGUGCUCCGGAGCCAUGCCUUGGUCUUUGCGGCCGAGGAAGCCAGGCUGGGUCGCAAAGUGCUGAACUGGGAAGAGUGGUGGGAGAAUUCUGUCGGCAAGAAGUUGGCCGUCUGA